UGUCAAGCUGCAUCUUCAAGUAACGUUGAGGCUUUCUUAAAGUAAAAAUUAUGUGGAGGUUAAGUAGAAUCCGCUAUAAAGCUGGCCGAGCAGGCUUCAGCUUGGAAGAGUUCCGGUUAAAGAGGCGAGAGCACGAAAAAGGUUUUUUUGUUUUGGUGUUCUUUGACGACAUGUAACGAAGCAAUGUACUGUAAAAUCAGCGCUUCGUCGGGCCCGCCGAGACAGAGAACUGGUGAGCAAGAGACUCCUGCUGAAUGAAGAUGACGGGCAGCAAGAAACCAUCAUGGACACUUGUUCAGAUGAAAAGGAUGUUGUCAGUUUGUUACACAAAAUUCAACACAGUGGUCUAGAGAGGGAAGCCCAGCUUAAAACCUUGAGUAAAUCUCUCCGUGACCCGGCAUCUCAACUGGUCUUCAUCAAGCAAGAGAACAGUGUCCACAUGCUGAUCGGCCUCCUCACGGGCACCAACACUCUGUGUCGCCUGCAAUCUGUCCACUGUCUCCACGAGCUGUCUCACUCUCCUCACCCCAGCGUGGCCCCAGCCUGUCUGCCCGCCACACCCUACCUCCUCACCUAUCUAUCUGGACAAAGCACCAGGUUCACUGAGCUUUGCCUCUACACGCUUGGGAAUUUAUGCCCAGACAGUGAUGUCGUGAGAGAGAAACUUCUGGCUCAGGGAAUCAUACCAGCCCUUGCCAGCUGUAUAGAGAACCAGAGGCAUAACAUGGCAGUGGUGGAAGCCGUCGGCUUCACCCUUUCACAACUUCUCCAGACCAAAGAAGCAUCAGGGAAAAUAAUCCCGUUGGUUCUGGCCUCUAGUUUACCUUCAAACCUUUUAGCAGUCCUGACACCCAACCAGAAUUUUUCACUGGGGCCUGCCAUUGAGUGUGCUUGGUGUCUGCACUACCUCACAUGCAGCCAUGUAAUCGUUAAUAAAGAUGUGACUCUCCUCUGCUGCUGUCUUCUGCAAAGUGGUGAGGAUCUCCAAGCUCUGUUGGCUUGCGGGGCUCUGUUGCAGUGCAGUAUGUUGUUAGUGUCGCUGGGUGACACUGUUGUUCAAGGAAACAAAGAAGAAGGACUCGAACUGCUCAUCUGUCCUCUGCUAAGGUGCGUAGGGAACCUCCUGUCUUGCUACACGCCAGACGAGGUUAGUGCUUGUUUGAGUGACGAAGGGCUCGUAGCUGCUCUGUGUGCUCUGCUUCAGGCUUACGUCCAGAGUCGACCCGCUUUGGCCAGAGAGAGUGCCUGGGUCCUCAACAAUCUCACAGCUCGAUCCAGUUUAUUCUGUUCGGCCUUGAUGAGCCUCAACUUGGUCCCGAGUUUGAUCCACCUUCUGCCAUUCUGUCAAGGAAUCAACACAAUGAUCCUAAGAGUUUUAGCCAACGUGGCCCACAAGAAAAGGGAGUUCUGCAUCCAGCUGGCUGAGCUCGGAUUGCUGUCUUCACUCUCUGCCACACUUAAAAUGGCAGCGCAAGAGGUGGUCAUCCUGAGUCUGGACAUCCUUUUCAUGCUCUUAGCUAGUGAUUCUCAAGUGGUGGAGGACUUUGUGAAGCAAGGUGGCAAUUCACUUCUUGAAACCUUGCAUUACUGCAGCGAAGGAGAUGUAAGGCGAAGGGCAGCGUACCUCCUGGAGCACCAUCUUCUGUCCUCCUCAUCGUACUCUGGCAACUGCAUCCCACAUUCUUGACAGCAAGUCCGAUGUGCGCAAUGUCACAUUAAAUUCAAAUGCAUCAAAGACCCAUCUGAGAAAGGAAAAGUACUCAAAACAAUUUCACAUUUUUUUUGUUUUGAAACGUAAAGCACUGUUUUGUGAUAUAUUUGGACCUUUGAUCAAUAGUACUGUAGUUUAUAUUUAGCCCAAAUUUAGUAUUAGGGUUUAUUCUUUACAUAAUGCAUUCAUGCAAGACUAAUCUGUUUCAAUUAAGCAACAAAAUACAUCUGAGUAAGACGUCAUGCUUCAAAUGACGAUACUUACAUUUUACUUCACAUUUUUUCAUGAUUGGUUGUCUGUGUUGUUCAUAAAUGUAAUUAAAUGUAUUUUUAGCUACCUAUUGUGAAAUAAACCAGUUGCUAUGAGAGUAA
Molecule: messenger RNA, 2082 nt
Organism: Phyllopteryx taeniolatus (common seadragon)
Lineage: Eukaryota; Metazoa; Chordata; Actinopteri; Syngnathiformes; Syngnathidae
Gene: tmco6
Product: transmembrane and coiled-coil domains 6
Exons: 13
Coding region: 284-1687 (467 amino acids)
Molecular function (GO): protein binding
Source: RefSeq, a predicted model, not a curated record